Daldinia childiae is the source of this 450-nucleotide messenger RNA. RefSeq lists its product as uncharacterized. Lineage: Eukaryota; Fungi; Ascomycota; Sordariomycetes; Xylariales; Hypoxylaceae. Bases 1 to 450 code for a protein of 149 amino acids. The record is from RefSeq and is a predicted model, not a curated record. The transcript is spliced from 2 exons.
AUGAGAUUCACUGCUAUCUUUGCCUUUCUCGCCUUUGGCAGCUGCUUAGGCAUGACGGCAGUACUCAACUCAUCUAAGAUUGCACUUGGAAUUGAAUCUACCAUGGUGCAUUCGGGUCUCGAGAAACGAGAUGCCUUUACUUGUUACGGCUCUACCAACACCUCGGUCUCGGACUGCCAGAAGAUCAUUGACACUAUUCGAAUCGAUGAGCAGCAGGAGUUCGCACUCUACUCGGGUGUUUGCGCUGUCUGGAACCAAGGAUCAUGCAGAGUCCGCUUCUGCGCCCAGCCCUACGUCAACAGACCCGUCAAUAGAUCUGCAACCUGGCUGACGACCUACAUAGCCAGCCCGCUGCUAGACGGCUGCAUCGGCAAAGGAAACCUAGGAGUCAUGGCGGACCAUACUAACAUUAACAGCCACUAUGGCACGUACCGACUAUGGGUGGAUUAA